This is a messenger RNA of Clunio marinus, 895 nucleotides long. The record is from the annotation of a GenBank genome assembly. NCBI's taxonomy places the organism in Eukaryota, Metazoa, Arthropoda, Insecta, Diptera, Chironomidae.
GCUUUAGUGACGUCAUUUUAGUCGAAGCCGGAGCGUGUUUUGAAAACGAUUUAAAACUUUUAAAAACAAUAUUUUUUGUUGAUUAAAAUGGAUAUACGACCCAGCCACACGAUUUAUAUUAACAAUUUAAAUGAAAAGGUGAAAAAGGAUGAGCUCAAGAAGUCACUUUACGCCAUUUUCAGCCAAUUCGGCCAAAUUUUGGAUAUAAUUGCAUUAAAAACAUUGAAAAUGCGAGGACAAGCUUUCAUUAUAUUCAAAGAAAUAUCAAGUGCAACAAAUGCAUUACGAACAAUGCAAGGAUUUCCAUUUUAUGAUAAGCCGAUGCGAAUUAAUUAUUCUAAAACGGAGUCUGAUGUUAUAGCAAAAGCAAAGGGAACAUUCAAGGAGCGAGCUAAAAAGCCCAAAGUACAAAAAAUACAAGAGGAAAAGAAAGCAAAGAAACCGAAGAGUAUGGAUCCAACUCAAGCGGCAAUCCAAUCAUCAAAUGCCGAACAACCACCAAACCAAAUUCUUUUCCUCACAAAUCUCCCAGACGAAACAAACGAAAUGAUGUUAAGUAUGUUAUUCAAUCAAUUCCCAGGAUUCAAAGAAGUGCGUUUAGUACCUGGGCGACAUGAUAUCGCGUUCGUUGAGUUUGCUUCAGAAAUUCAAAGUGGUGCUGCUCGCGAAGCUCUGCAGAACUUCAAAAUUACUCCCACGCAUUCAAUGAAGAUCUCAUUUGCUAAGAAAUAAAUUUUAAUGCUUUUAUCUAUUAAGAAUAUUAUGUAUAAUUAUAUUAUAAUAAUAAAAGCCAUUAAAAAGCAUUGCACAUCCCGCUUUCAUAUGGUUCUAAGAUUUGUACAUUUUUAAUAAUGGAAAUUUGCAUCAUCACCCUUGAAAAGAUUAUCAACAAAGA